GGUCCACCUGGACGAGCAGGCUUUCCGGGAGACAAAGGAUCAUUGGGCAUUCCUGGAAGAAUGGGAGCACCAGGAGAGCCAGGUCUGUCUAUCAUUGGCCCACGAGGACCUCCUGGACAGCCCGGUACUAGAGGAUUUCCAGGCUUUCCGGGCCCCAUUGGCUUGGACGGGAAACCCGGACAGAAUGGUCCAAAAGGUGAUAUGGGUCCUCGCGGUCCUAAAGGAGUACCAGGUGAACCUGGUCCAAAAGGAGAGAAGGGUGCAUGCGGAGAGUACACUCACAGGAAACGCCGUAUUGUCAACGCCUCAGCUGGAGGACAGGCCACACAGAUGCUGCCCUUCACCGUUCGCAAAAUGCCCUCAAUAAGCCCUCUAAUCCUAAAGCACCUCAAGCAGGGUGAGCCUGGAGCACAAGGACCACCGGGACCUCCUGGCCCCCCAGGCCCACCUGGGCCUCUUGGCCUAACUGGUGCUAUUGGGCCUCCGGGGAAACCUGGAGAACCUGGAAAACCUGGAAAAGACCCAAAGAUGCUACCAGGGCUGAAGGGUGAACCUGGCGUACCUGGACAAAAGGGUGAUCGUGGUGAAGCAGGCCCAAGUGGACCAGAAGGCCCCAUGGGAAUUAAAGGAGAUGAAGGACAGAAGGGCGAUCAAGGAACGGAUGGGCAGAGAGGAGAGAAGGGUGAGCUAGGGAUGCCUGGAAUGCCUGGGAAACAAGGAGUGAAGGGAGAGCCUGGUUUCCCAGGUAUCCCUGGGCGAAAGGGUCAGACAGGUCUUUCUGGUAUCCCUGGAAAACGGGGCUACAAGGGAGAGAAAGGUGAGCCUAGUGCUGCAGGAACUGGCAUUAAAGGAGAACCAGGUGUCGCAGGACAGCCAGGUCAAGCUGGACCCAAGGGUGAGAAAGGUGAUCAAGGCAUAAAGGGUGACCCUGGCCUGGAAGGUCCAAGGGGUCCUCCAGGGCCAACUGGGGAGCCAGGAAAAACUUUAGUCAACAACAACGAAAAUGAUAUUCGUAAUGUGCAUUCAAUGGGUGCUCCUGGUCUGCCUGGACCUCCUGGGCCUCCUGGUCUUCCUGGGACCCCUGGUUUAAAGGGUGAUGUUGGACUUCCAGGUCCGCCAGGUGUUGAUGGAGAAAAGGGUCCAAGAGGAAAGCCGGGAGAACCUGGACCCAUCGGCCCUCCUGGACCAGAGGGAGCACGAGGAGAAGGAGGAGUCAUGGGUUUCCCUGGGCCAAAAGGAGACAAGGGAGACAUGGGCCCCUCAGGAUCGCCUGGUUUAGAUGGCCCUACUGGAGAAAAGGGGGUUUCAGGGCCCCCUGGCCAUAUUGGAUUGCCAGGCCCAAUGGGUCAGAAGGGUGAACCUGGGGAGAAAGGAGAUAAAGCAGAGCUGGUCUAUGGGCCUGCUGGACCUCCAGGACCUGCUGGGCCAGUUGGGCCAAUGGGAUCUCCAGGUUUGUCAGGACCAAAGGGAGAGCCAGGAAUAGGCCUGAAAGGAGAGAAGGGAUCAUCUGGACAAAAGGGAGAUAAAGGAGACAGGGGCCAUCUUGGACUUCCUGGGGCUCAUGGUUUAGACGGCAGGCCUGGUCCAGUGGGUCUGAUAGGACCAGCAGGAGUUCCUGGACCUGCAGGACCAAAAGGGGAAAUGGGGGAAAAGGGUGAUAUGGGAGUAGCAGGACCAAUUGGGCCUCAAGGCAUCCCUGGUUUAGUAGGACCACCGGGAUUAAAAGGAAUCAAGGGGGAGAGGGGCAAGAAAGGCAACAGGGGGGCCAAAGGGGAUAAGGGAGACCAAGGAGCCCCUGGAUUAGAUGCCCCGUGUCCGUUGGGUGAUGAUGGUCUGCCAGUACCAGGGUGUUGGAAUAAAGGUCAGAAUCCGUUCCAGUUAGCCAAGAAGUAAUCCCGAAGGGAGAUCCGCAUGGUUCUGAAUUGAUUUCCUUCACAAACACCACAGAAACUUGAAGAGACUUCGGGAUAUCUUUUUGUGUUUGAGCUGCUCUUUCGGCGGCCGUUUGAAGGAUUUUGUUUCCUGUAGUACUGGAAGGUUCCACAUGGAGGCAGACGUAAGCAGACUGGCUGAGUUACAGAGAGGACAGUACUGCGGAGGUAGCCUGUUGUUUUACACUCUUUUCUUUCUCUUUUAUAUUAUUCACUAUGUGAAAGGAACAUGUUAGCACAUUUUGUUCUUUGUUGACAAUGUUGAACACAAUGAUUCAUGUUUGUGAUCAGAGGAUUCAGCGCAGCUCGUUGAACAUGCAGAUGUGGUCUGAGUGUUCUUGUGUUUCCAGACAAACCAAAGAAAGAAAAAAAAAUCUCUGAUGAUUCCUGAUUCAAAUAUCACUGCCUUCUGUUGAGAGUUGUAGGUAGAAUGUAAGACAUACAUUUAUAUGAUGCAUUUUAUAUUAGUAAUUAACAUGUGCGCACAUAACAAUUGCGCUUGUAUAGCAUUACUUUUUUUUAAUUGAGAGAAUCAAAUAGUACCACAGCUAAAAACAAAGUCAUCAUUAAAGACUACUUUGACGCUCAAUAUACCAAAAAAAGAUUUGAACAAAUGUUGCUGCUUUCAACAAGGGCAUUUCACUCCUAUAAACAUAAAUCCCAAUACUGACUCCAUCUGUGUAUUUUGCAGACUCCUUGAAAUGAAAAUAACUGAUCACAGUUUGUUUGGAUAAAUCUUUUUUUUUUUUUCUUUUACUGAAUGGCUGUACCUUUAGGAAUGUACGAGGCAGCUAAAGCAACAAAUUUAGACCAGCAGUGACACAUUGGGCAUUUCAUUUAUUGUUAGUUCAUCACAUGUGUGACCUUCAGAUAAACUAUUUGUUUAUACGCGGCACUUAUGCCUGCAACCGAUUCGAGUAAACCUCUUUGUUAUGUAAAAUCUAUUUUUGGUUGUCCAAUAUGCAAGUGAUUAACAGUUCACAGAACACAUACUGCUACAUGGCGACAGAACCACAUCAAUAAAAACAGGAUUUGUGAGGGGGAAAAUCAAAAGUUCCAACCUGGAUCAAAAAAAAACUGAUGUGGUGUCUGACUCGUACAAGCAGCUAUGUUUUCUUUUCUUUUUUAAAAUCCUAUUGCAAGCAUUCCUUGUGUUAUAUUUUAACAACUGUUUCAGACAUUGGUUGUACAUAACCUAAUUGUCCUUUGUUUCCCUGAUAACAAGGCUAUUACUAUUUAAAUCGAGCAUAUUCAAGACUCAAGCACAACUGUUUUCUUAUCAAAAAACUUUGUUUUCUUGGUCAGAAUCUGAAUUAUAUAUCAAGUAAUUGAUAAAUCAAUAUGUGGUUGUUUAUUGAUUAUGUCAGAGAGAAUAAUUUUGAUAAAGACACUAUAUAGCAGUGGUUCUCAAACUGGUAAGUGUACCACUAGUGGUACGCGGGCUUCCUUCUAGUGGUAUGUGCAUGAAUCAAAUAUGUCUGUACAUGCUACAUAUAUUUAAAUAAAUUAUCACAAAUUAUUUGUAUAUUAAUAUGAUGACAAAGUCUAUAUUUAAGGUCUAGCAACAUUUCCAGGUGCUGAUAAACCAGGAUUUUCCCCCUUUUUUCUUUUUACUUUUUAAGAACAGUAACCUACCAUUUUUUAACUUUUAAACGCACAUUUUAAUUCAUAUGUUCGUAAUAAUAGGAACUAAUCUGCCUCAUUUUUAAACUGUACAGAGUUUUAGCUGCUUUACUGGACCUAAUACGCUACUGUAUUUCAAUACUGCUCAUUAUGAUGGUACUUGCUGUUACGAACCCCUUUUUUUUUUUUAAAACAACACAAAAUUAAUUCAUAAAGGGGAUGCAACAUAAAGAGUAAACAUAAACGAGGUUGUCUAAAUUAAUAAAAUUAUUACAACCAAAACAAUUAAACAAAUCAUGUGUCACAACUAAGUAAGAAUCAAUAAAGAAUCAAAAACUCACAUUCUCCAACAAACAUACAACAAUUAACCUAAGACCAAACAACCCAACAAUUAACAAAUUAGAUUAAAGUAAGACUUAAAGCAAACAAAACAGUAAAUUAAAGAAAAUAAAAAGAAGAUUGUAGGCUGGCUGUGAAGUCUCAUCUCUCUCUCUCUCUCUCUGCUCAAUGUAUUUAUAGCCAAUUUUCAACGAGCACAACUCGCCGCAGGUGCGCAAAGGCGGACUCUAGGAAACAAACAGUGAGUGACGUCAUGACACACACACGCAAGCACAACACAGGCAACAGCCCUAACACUUGCAAAGACAACUUUUUUUCUGAGGUGGUACUUGAUGAAAAACCUUUGAGAACCACUGCUAUAUAGUAUAUACAUGUAAAAUCAGC
Danio rerio (zebrafish) is the source of this 4277-nucleotide messenger RNA. The record is from RefSeq and is a predicted model, not a curated record. Lineage: Eukaryota; Metazoa; Chordata; Actinopteri; Cypriniformes; Danionidae.